CUCCCCUCUCCCGCAAUUGAUAUCGAUGUGUGAUUGACAAAUACAUGUGGAGUUUCUCUUCCCAUUUUGGCGAACCCCUACUCAAAAUACAUCUAACUGAUUGUUUGCAGGUUAUGUUCCCCAUUCAUAGACUGGUUUUGCGCCUAUUCACGGUAGAAUCUUCUGACCAGUUUUGUUAGGAGUCGCGAUACUUGCUCUAAACAUUAAAACGCAUCGCUUGCGGUAGGUUACGUUUUUUGGAAACAUAAGAAACGCAUCUUUCAUAUCAGCGAGGAAUAAUUUUUAAAAAACGAAUGGUUAAAUUACUACACACCUUUAUUGUGUUAGUGUUCCCACACCGCCAACAUCGCUUGUUUACUGAAGACAGAUGGAAGACAUUGGCGGCUAUAUUGCGAGCAACGAACAUCUGUGUAAGCGUAACAUGGGAGGAUGUCCAGCUUGUGGAUCUGUGCAAAACUAAGACAAAACAAAAUGAAUGUUGGUGUAGCCCACAGUGAGGUGAACCCCAACACUCGGGUCAUGAACAGUCGAGGGAUCUGGCUGACCUAUGCCCUCGGUGUUGGAAUGCUUCACAUUGUGCUCUUGAGCAUACCCUUCUUUGGUGUACCUGUGGUGUGGACUCUCACAAAUGUUAUACACAAUUUUGGGAUGUAUGUCUUCAUGCAUGCAGUGAAAGGCACUCCGUUUGAGACCCCAGACCAAGGCAAAGCCCGGCUCCUGACACAUUGGGAACAGUUGGACUACGGCGUGCAGUUCACAUCAUCCAGAAAAUUCUUCACUAUCUCCCCAAUCAUUUUAUAUUUUCUUGCCAGCUUCUACACAAAGUACGACACAACACACUUUGUCAUAAACACUGCUUCCCUUUUGAGCGUGCUGAUCCCCAAAUUGCCACAACUACAUGGAGUCCGAAUCUUUGGCAUCAACAAGUAUUAAUCUGAGUGUUAAGAGGGUCAGCGGUGUGUGACCAACUCUCAAAGGAGCUCUUGCCUCAUAGCAAGAUGAAUAGUUAACCCUAUGUACUCUGUACCACUGGAGUGUGUACUAAGCAGUUUUGUACAGUACGUGCAAUUAUCACUCAUUGUUUAGAUACGUCAGGUUAAACUAGUGGGAGAAUGAGCGAGAAUGCCAUGUGCAUUACUAACUUAAGUAAAUAUUUAAUGUUGUAUUUUUUUGAUCUGCAUAGACCUGGGCUGGCCCAGGGUUCAAACGUGGGCCUUUUUUUGUUCUGUUCUGUUUUUUUUGUUAUUUGCCCUCACUUCACACAGUGACAUGGACUGCGUUCCUUGUCACAAUGUAUUUUUCUGUUCUUAACCGGAAGCCUUAAAAAUACCAGAUGUAUUUUUAAAGAUUAUUUCUUCAUAAAAGUAGGGGCCUAUGGUUCAUUGUUUGACACACACUUAAGAAUGACACCCUUCUAAAAAUGAUUACUGGGAAAAAAGUGUGGCCUUAGAACCGUUGUGUAAAUUUUACACUAAAUCUGAAUGCGCCAUUUCUGAAGUCUGUGCACGCACAAAUAUUGAGAUUUAUAAACUUGGCACGUGCCAAUCAUACGCAUGUUUCCCCUUAGAAAUCAGACCUGUCGUAAAACUGCGUGCGUGAACAAGCAUUAUAACUCCGCCUGAAACGCCCCAUCGUUCACCUUUUAUGGUGACAAUAGCGCCCUUUCUUACUUUGGAAGUAUUGGAAUUAGGCCAAGACCAUAUCUGGAAAUGGCGAAUGUGAUCAAAUGUUUUUGGAGGUGUUGGAAGAAUGUUUUCUUUUGCAGUGACUGUUGUAGUGACUGUUGCGGUAGCCUAUCUGACUGUUUCUGGAAGACAAACAUUUGCUAAUUGUCGUGGACCUGUAAACAGAUUUGAAUUAAUUCAAUCAUGUUUGGGGGAAAAAGUAUAAAGUAAAAUGCCAAUCUAAAUAUGGUGCACUGCCCCCGAGUUCUGAAACUGACUCCUUGAAAUAGAAAUAAGCUAGUAGGCCUAAUUAGUGGUAGCUGACACACACUUCAAUGCAAAAUAUCAACCUGUCUGCUCACCUGUUUAAAUUCAGCUGUAUGUUAUAAACCACGCUCCCUUUCGGAUGAAUAGAGCAAAAAAACGUAAUUAUACUCGCCUAUAUUAAUAGGCCCAAUUAAAUGAGAUGCGCAUUGGUAAUUUGUUGUAUGGCUGCUUCAGGAAAAUGAACUCAUGGCCAGAAAAGGUGAGCAAUUUAAUUUGCAAUAGUUGUGUAUAAAUGCAAUGUUGGUCUCGGAAUUUGACAUUAGUGUUCAGACGUGUCUCACAAACGUCAACGGGAAGAGGUAAACCCUCUGCUCUUCCGUUAACCUGCACUUAAGAGCAGAUCACAGCAAAAUACUUAUCUAUUUACUACUGUGAAGUGGGUCCAAUUAAAUGAGAGAUGGGAUGAAUGGUAGCCUAUCCUAACUUGUAUGAAACCAUCAGUCAGAAAAGGUGAGGAAUUUAUUCUACAAUGGUCAUGUAAUUGAGGUAAAGAAUACAUCUAUUUCUAUAAUUAUUUUAGAUCAAAUAAAGGGAUUUUUGCUCCUCUCACUAAUGGUAAAUGAUUGCAUCUUAUUAUAUUUAGCUAGGCCUACCUGUUUUUUUGUGUG
Messenger RNA from Oncorhynchus keta (chum salmon), 2599 nucleotides. RefSeq names its product ORM1-like protein 1. NCBI's taxonomy places the organism in Eukaryota, Metazoa, Chordata, Actinopteri, Salmoniformes, Salmonidae. The transcript has 4 exons. Gene Ontology annotation, cellular component: endoplasmic reticulum membrane. Bases 430 to 933 code for a protein of 167 amino acids. Gene Ontology annotation, biological process: negative regulation of ceramide biosynthetic process; intracellular sphingolipid homeostasis; ceramide metabolic process. The record is from RefSeq and is a predicted model, not a curated record.